Messenger RNA from Nymphaea colorata (pocket water lily), 2718 nucleotides. Its product is annotated as serine/threonine-protein kinase PBL27. Gene Ontology annotation, molecular function: ATP binding; protein kinase activity. Gene Ontology annotation, biological process: protein phosphorylation. The coding region runs from base 513 to 2018 and encodes 501 amino acids. The transcript has 6 exons. NCBI's taxonomy places the organism in Eukaryota, Viridiplantae, Streptophyta, Magnoliopsida, Nymphaeales, Nymphaeaceae. The record is from RefSeq and is a predicted model, not a curated record.
GAAUUAUAGCUCUAGGUCGGAUCCCUACGGGCAUCAAAGCGGGUUCAUGUACUGACUGCUUCUAGGAGAAGGAGAAAGUUCUAUGGCUUAGAUUAGCUUCUUGGUCAUUGGUUUCAUUCAACUAACUGCAGAAAAGAUUUUGUGCUUCGAGUUAGUUUGUCCAACGGAGGGCAAUUCCUCUCGGGUGUAAUCUCUCGUCUCCGAAUGAGCUGUGAUCUUUGUAAGGGAGAGAGAAAAAGAGACAGAUAGAGAGACUGUGAAGUCCCGCCUUCAUCACUGGAAGGAAUGCGAGUGUUGAAGUUGAAGCAGUUUUGGUUGGAGUUUGAGGUGAAGGUUGAGAGCAGAAAAGGAGACUUUUGGAUUCUUGGGAGUGGUGAGGAGAUAGAACCCUAGCAGAAAGGUGGGAUCUUAGUGGGUGUUAUGAGAUUUCAUGAUCUGGCUGUUGCUCUGUUUAGUGGGUAGAAUUAUGUGGGUUUCAUAGUCCUUUUCAUGGUUGGUCGGUGGCUUUGAGGAUGGAUUGCUUCCGUUGCUUUGGAUCCAAGAAGGAAGAUGUAAAACAUGAGGGUGGGAAGAGUAGUAGGAAGGAUGGGCAGCUCUCAAGUGGUUCCCAUCUCAACAGGGUGGCGUCAGAUAAAUCCAAAGUUAGGAGUGGGGCCGAUUCAAAGAAAGAAAAUUCUGCACCAAAGGAUGGAUCUGCACCCCAUAUUGCUGCUCAGACGUUCAUUUUUCGGGAGCUUGCAGCAGCAACCAAGAAUUUUAGGCAAGAAUGCCUUCUGGGAGAAGGUGGUUUUGGCCGUGUUUACAAGGGUCGGUUGGAAAGCACAGGACAGGUGGUUGCUGUGAAGCAACUUGACAGAAAUGGCCUACAGGGAAACAGGGAAUUCUUGGUGGAGGUUCUGAUGCUUAGUCUUUUGCACCAUCCUAACCUCGUCAAUUUGAUUGGUUAUUGUGCCGAUGGAGAUCAACGCCUCCUCGUAUAUGAGCUUAUGCCAUUGGGAUCACUGGAGGAUCACUUACAUGAUCUUCCGCCAGAUAAGGAACCACUUGAUUGGAACACUAGAAUGAAGAUUGCAGCAGGUGCAGCUAAGGGUUUAGAAUACUUGCAUGACAAAGCAAACCCACCUGUUAUCUACAGGGAUUUGAAGUCAUCCAAUAUAUUACUUGGUGAAGGAUUUCAUCCAAAGUUGUCAGAUUUUGGGCUUGCAAAAUUGGGACCCGUUGGUGAUAAGACUCACGUCUCCACCAGAGUGAUGGGGACAUAUGGUUACUGUGCUCCUGAAUAUGCUAUGACAGGACAACUAACACUGAAAUCUGAUGUCUAUAGCUUUGGUGUGGUUUUUCUUGAACUCAUUACAGGACGAAAAGCCAUCGACAACACCCGUGCUGCUGGAGAGCACAAUCUUGUUGCAUGGGCAAGGCCAUUGUUCAAGGACCGCAGAAAGUUUCCUAAAAUGGCAGACCCACUGUUGCAAGGUCGUUAUCCCAUGAGAGGCCUUUAUCAAGCUCUUGCUGUUGCUGCUAUGUGUCUGCAAGAGCAAGCUGCUACCCGACCUCUCAUUGGGGAUGUUGUGACUGCACUCUCAUAUUUGGCUUCCCAAAACUUUGACCCAAAUGUUGUUGCUGCACGAAACAGUAGAGGUGGCCCAUCAACACCAAGAGCGAGGGAUGAGAGGACAAAUAUGAUGAGCGAAAUGGAUUCCCCUGCUAGCAGACAUUCUUUUCAAUUAUCGUACCAGAAUUCUCCUGAUUUUCAACGUAGAGACUUCAGCCAUGGAGUUGGAUUCAAUCAAGUAGGCAGAGCUGAAUCUGGAGGUGGGUCUGGAAGGAGAUGGGACUUAGAUGGCUUAGAUAAGCCAGAUUCUGUAAGGGGCAGUCUGGUUCUGUACGGAAGAACCAGAAAUUCUAAUCGAGACCUUGAUCGGGAAAGGGCAGUUGCAGAGGCAAAAGUGUGGGGGGAGAAUUGGAGAGACAAGAGCAGGGCAACCACCCUAGGAAGCUUUGACAGCACAAACGAUUGAAUGGCAGUGAAGCAAGUGGCUUUCUCCAUGAAAAUGACUGAAUGGGGACAAAGACUGGCCUUUUCCCCAUGACAUAAGAAAAACACAUCAAAAGUGAUCACCAUCUGUAGAAAUAUCUGCUGCAGUUGAAAAUGUAUGCCUCCCCUAAGAAAAGCAUGAGGAGGUUCUCCGAAGCUUCAACUCCGUCCAUUCCGACUGCCAGUGGACGAUUAACAAAGCAGUCUCUUGAUGAUGAAAAGUUCUACUUAAUCCACUAGUAUGCACUUCUUGUUUAUGUGCGUUAGCUCAGAUCACAUGGACUGUUUUUUAAAUUAGAUUUUGCAGCUGUUCUUUUGGUUGACAAUGGGUGGAAGGAAGGGUAUCAGUUCCCUCUUUUUCUCGGGGGGUUGAAGAAGAAAAAUGAUAAGAAUGAGCAGUUACAAUUGUAGAAUUGCAAUAGUUAUAAAGGUGGAAAAUAGCUAUAGUUUCAGUUACAGCUGCUGUACUUGGAAGCUUUCAUGGUGGCCAAAAUUGAGCAAAGAUAACAUUUUGGAGGUAUCUCUAGCUGUCCAUGCUUUCCCUUUUCAUUAUUGGUGCUGUUCAUUUGCACAUGGUUUGGUGCUUUCCUUUGGGGGAGGAAGAAUGAAUUUGAUUCCUGCUGAGUUUCAGGUGCAUCUUGAUAAUCUGGUUCGAAAAUCUUUAUGUCCUUGCUAGCAGGAUA